Molecule: messenger RNA, 2625 nt
Organism: Lachnellula hyalina
Lineage: Eukaryota; Fungi; Ascomycota; Leotiomycetes; Helotiales; Lachnaceae
Gene: SAP1
Product: Protein SAP1
Exons: 3
Coding region: 1-2625 (874 amino acids)
Molecular function (GO): ATP hydrolysis activity; ATP binding
Source: RefSeq, a predicted model, not a curated record
AUGAUGCGAAACAAGAGUGCGUCGUCGCUGCAGAAGACGUACGAUGAAUGCUAUUUGAUAUGCUCGACUGCCGUUUAUUUCGAGGGCCAGGGCAACGAGGCUGAAGCACUUCGAUCAUGGCGCUCCGCCCUGGACCAAAUAUAUUACCACAACGCCUACCGCGUCCCUGCCGGCUACAUUCCCAGAACAGAGACGGAGAAAGCACUCAAAGAUAGCCUGCGGGAUAUGGAGAUGCAAUGUAAAGAGCGCGUUGAUUUGUUAGAAGCUCUGAAAGCAUCACGUUCGGAGAAGGCGUCGGGUGAGACGUCUGCGGAGGAAAAAGAUGGCAAGAUCCAUAAAUCAUCGUCCAGACAGACGCCGAGGCAUUCUUCUGAGGAACAACCGCGAAACAAUGGAGCAGGUUAUAUUGGCAACGGCACGAUCCCUGCGGUGAGUUAUGAGGGGAUUUCAAAACCUCCCCCGCUUCCCACGAGACCGAGUCUAGCGCCCAAGAAUAGCUCGGAGAGAGCUGUGGUAGGAAGGAAGUCGGGCGCUGGUUCGAGCUACCGUACUUCGAGUUCGAAAUUGGCUGGUGAACCGUCGAUGUCGGCGGGCAUGCUGAUUCCGCCUAUGAAGAAGACAAUGUCGAGGAGUCCUAGUCCAGAGAAGGGGAGGACUAUGUUGCAUACGUUGAGAUCCAGUGAUAAAUCUGGCAGGAAGCCGAGUCCAAGGGCCGCACGGAAAGAGAAUCCUGUGACGAAUAAAGCGGCUGCUUUGGCGUGGCAGUCGACUUCAAAAGGUGGCCGAGAUAGACUUGGACGAACCCUAGAUGCGGAACUCGAUAAUAGCUCGACUACCCUUCCGGAGACUAGCCGUACGAACAGUUCGGGUGAUUUUACAGGAGGCAGACUUGCAUCCUCGGGCCACGUCAGAUACGAUAAUAAGACACGAACAUUGGUACCUGAUAAUGGCCACAGUCAUCCUCCAUCGUCACCUAGCCCAGUGGAUUUAUUAGGAGGUGAUCUAUACGGGGGUACAGGACGAUCGAAUGCAUAUCCAUUCCCACCCACGGACCCAGGUCAGCCGGGCGCUGUCUCUGGUUCUAUGCUCACUGAAUCUAACCUACAUGAUCUUAUUGAUCUUAAUCUCCCCAAGUCUCCUUUAGGAACGGCCGCUACAAUCCCCCAAAAAACAAAACCUCCACGUCCACCACCACCCCAUUCUAAAAAACCUACAAAAUUUGAACCUCUGUCAUAUCCAACCUACCUCAAGGAGUAUCCAGAGACUGAUGCAAGGAAGUCCAAAGCGGAGAAUGACCUACCACUGCGACGAAAGCCUGCACCGAAAGAAAAUGUGGAGGCAGAAAGUUCUAGCAAUAUUUCGCGAAAAGCUAUUCCAGCCACUACUUCAUCCCCACGAAACCGCGACCGACAUCAAGAGAGAGAUGAUGCAAGAAGAGCACAGAGGCGAGAAGGGAAGAAGCCGAAGGAUGAAGAUACCUCCUCACAAAGUCUGGAUGAUGACACAAACAGCAGUGGAAACCAAGCUUCCAAGCCGAAAAGAAGAAUAAAGCCAAAGCAAAAAGAAAAGGAGAUCCUUGCAGAUCUCACAACACCUCCAUCUGGCGAUUCUGGGGACGAAGAGAAAAACUCAACGAAGAGUGCAUGGGAAGAAAAGGUUGCGCAUUUAAUGAAAAAUCUACCCCGGGGUGUAGAUGAAGGAGCUGCAAAGCAGAUCUUUAACGAGAUUGUCGUUCAAGGCGAUGAAGUUCAUUGGGAUGAUGUAGCAGGAUUGGAUAUCGCUAAGAAUGCCUUGAAAGAAGCAGUCGUGUACCCAUUUUUACGACCAGAUCUUUUCAUGGGUCUCCGCGAGCCGGCAAGAGGCAUGCUUCUCUUUGGACCACCAGGAACAGGAAAGACAAUGUUAGCAAGAGCUGUAGCUACAGAGUCGAGAUCUACUUUUUUCUCGAUAUCAGCAAGUAGUUUGACGAGCAAAUAUCUAGGCGAGUCGGAGAAGCUGGUACGGGCACUCUUCUCACUUGCCAAAGCUCUAGCACCGAGUAUCAUUUUCGUUGACGAAAUCGACUCGCUCCUCUCAUCACGCUCUGGAUCUGGCGAGCACGAAGCUACGCGACGUAUCAAGACUGAAUUUUUGAUUCAGUGGAGUGAUCUUCAACGUGCAGCAGCGGGAAGGGAACAAACCGAUAAGGAGAAGAAGGAAGGUGAUGCUAGUAGAGUCUUGGUGCUGGCUGCCACGAAUCUACCUUGGGCAAUUGAUGAAGCUGCUCGAAGACGGUUCGUCAGACGGCAAUAUAUCCCAUUGCCAGAAGAUGAAACUCGGGCAGUUCAACUAAGAACUUUGCUGGGUCAUCAGAAACACAGUCUUGCCGAAAGGGAUAUCCAACGUCUAGUCCAGCUAACUGAUGGUUUCUCGGGCUCAGACAUAACAGCCCUAGCUAAGGACGCAGCCAUGGGUCCACUCCGCUCACUCGGAGAAGCCCUACUGCAUAUGUCCAUGGAUCAGAUACGGCCAAUACAAUUUGUGGAUUUCCAGGCUAGUUUGGUGAACAUUAGGCCUAGUGUUAGUAAACAGGGCCUUAAGGAAUUCGAGGAUUGGGCUAGGGAGUUUGGAGAGAGGGGUGGUUGA